ACGCUGAUUCUUUUGCAGCCAGGCGAAAAAUACAGAGAGAUGCAAUUACUUUAAACAAAUAUGCUUGUCUCUUCAUUGUGUUUGCUGACCGUUGGCCUUCUCUGGGGUGUCACAAAUCCCUACAUUCGAAUUGGCAGCACGGGUAUAGAACGAAUUAACACCGGUUCCAAAUGGCGAAAUCUCAUUGAAGAAUUACGCACCAUAUGUAAACGCUUACAUUAUUGGAUCCCAUUUUUUAUGAACCAAUGCGGCAGUGUGCUGUACGUGUGGACAUUGCAGAGGACUAACAUUUCCAUUGCCGUGCCCGUUGCAAAUUCUUUGAGCUUUGCUUUUACGGCUAUAACAGGGUACAUAUUGGGUGAGCAGCUGCCGGGAAAAAAAGUUGUUACCGGCACACUGCUCAUAUGCUGCGGGAGUACUUUAAUGAUUUAUGACAAACUACAGCAAGAACAAGCCAGUCAAAAUAUAAUAUUCAGCACAUAAGUUUCCCUAACCAA
Messenger RNA from Scaptodrosophila lebanonensis, 497 nucleotides. RefSeq names its product transmembrane protein 234 homolog. The coding region runs from base 61 to 483 and encodes 140 amino acids. The transcript is spliced from 3 exons. The record is from RefSeq and is a predicted model, not a curated record. NCBI's taxonomy places the organism in Eukaryota, Metazoa, Arthropoda, Insecta, Diptera, Drosophilidae.